This is a messenger RNA of Triplophysa rosa, 3071 nucleotides long. RefSeq names its product decapping exoribonuclease (gene dxo). Lineage: Eukaryota; Metazoa; Chordata; Actinopteri; Cypriniformes; Nemacheilidae. The coding region runs from base 380 to 1594 and encodes 404 amino acids. The transcript is spliced from 6 exons. Gene Ontology annotation, molecular function: mRNA 5'-diphosphatase activity. Gene Ontology annotation, biological process: NAD-cap decapping; nuclear-transcribed mRNA catabolic process. Gene Ontology annotation, cellular component: nucleus; cytosol. The record is from RefSeq and is a predicted model, not a curated record.
GGAACUUGUAGCGUAUUGUAAAGCGACUUUUAUUUUGAACGUGCUUCCGUCGCUGUUGUUUGCGCUCGUGAAAUGGUAACACGGAACUUUCCGUUUUAAAUCUUUAGGUUUGAUUAUGGAUGUUAUUUACAGUAUAAUGUUUGUUUUCAGUGUGGUUUAAACAAAGACCUCAUUACUGCGCUCGAGAAACACUAAAAUUAAUAAAUAACGAAGGCGGAGUGAUAACAGGUUCAGUAACGUUACUCUGUUUGUUUCAUCAUCACGAGGGGUUGUGUGGCGUUUGUGAUUUAGCCGAAUAAGAAAUAUAACGUUACGUUAAAAAGCCAUGUUGUGAUUAUGGUGGUUGUAUUCAACACGCAUCUGUAGAAAAGACCAAGCCAUGGCUGAACAUUACCGCAGAGCUCCACACAGAGAUCAUCAUGAAUCCGUUUAUAAAAGAUCACGAGAGCCCAGUGACGAUCAUAACCCUCAUAAACGACACGGAGCUGCUGUGACACUGGCCACACACAGACAGAUGUAUGAGAGGAACUUCCCCUUGUAUAAACAGCCCGUGGAGGUGGGCUGCUUCUCCCUGGACUCUCACAGGAACUUCUUCAAUGAUCACAGACAGAUGAGAUAUUAUGUCCAGCCCAGAAAAAGGCCAGAGUUUAAUUUAAGGGAUGGAUACACUGAUCGUUUCAUUAAAAGAGAUGAUGGCGUGAAAGAGAGACUUGAUCACCUGCUGAAGUGGAUUCUGGCAAACAGAGAUCAGAUCCAAAACAGAGACAAGACCUCCUCAUCCAGCCGUGUUUUAGGUGUGGACUUUGUGACGUGGAGAGGACACUUAACCAAGGUGCUGACCACCCCAUACGAGACUCACGAGGGAUGGCUGCUGGCCGCAUCCAAGUUUGGAGGCACCAUCUACAUCAGCGAGGUGGAAACGGAGGCCGCACGAACAGACCGAGAGAGCCGCUCGGAGCGUCAGGAGGAGAUGAUGUACUGGGGUUACAAAUUUGAGCAAUACACUUGCGCAGAUGAUGUGGACGGCACCCCAGACCCUGGAGGAGUGGUGAACACAAACGAGGCAUUUUGCACAGUGGUACAGACGCGUCUAGCCGACCACAAGCUACUCUUCUCUGGGGAAGUGGACUGUCGGGUUACAGACGCCGAUGCUCCCCCGGCUCCGGCCUGUUAUGUGGAGCUCAAGACCUCGGCAGAGAUCUGCACCCCGAAACAGCGCAGCAACUUCCACAGGUACAAGCUGCUGAAAUGGUGGGCACAGUCAUUUCUUCCUGGAGUGCCCCAGAUAGUCGCUGGACUUCGAGACCAUGAUGGGGUGGUGGUGUCUAUGGAGACAAUCCAAACCUCAAAGAUAUCUCAACUGAUCAAGAAAGAGUUUAACUGCUGGAAGCCCACAGUCUGUAUGAAUUUCUGCAGCGAUUUCUUGUCCUUUGUCAAAUCAGUCGUCGAAGAAGAUGACCCAAGGCUGGUGUAUCUGUUUGCAUGGGAUCCUCAUAGAGAUGUGAGCUACACAGUGCACAGAGACUCUCAGUAUAACUUCAUACCGGAGUGGUACGUGAAAGAAUUGAGGAGUCCCAGCUCAUCUCAGCAUUAAUAUACCGAUCUUACAGGAACUUACAGACUGAAGAUCAUUGUCAUCUGGAUGUAACUCAUAUCUACAGAACUGGUUGGAUGUUUUCUCUCUGGAUGGUUUAAUCCAACAUGGUCUCAUCUGAGGGAACAAAUGGUUUUGGACAUGUGCACGUUUUUUUGCUUUUGUUCCUGGGGUGCUGCUUUUAUUAAAAUGUACAGUGGCGCUGUAGAUUUGUUUCUGUUAAGAGUGUUACUGUAUAACUUUUAUAAUGAACUUGACAAAAAAAACAUUUAUAUGUAUCUUUUACAAAAUAGGAAACACAAGCAGCAUGAAUUUCUCUGUAAACUUUUAAAGUUAUCUGGCAUGAACCGUUGAUUUAAAUGCAAACAUUAGAUUUGAUAUGUAGUUCAUAUAAAUUUGAUUUCUAGAUGCCACAUUGCUGUGUUUUGUGAAUGACACCAUGAUAUCAUCUGAAACCCAACAAGAUUUUUCAAACCACCUUUAUUAGCAUUGUCCUUGUAACUUGUGAUUUAAACAUGCUCAAAUUUUACAGUCAUGUAAAUACCAAAUUUAUACAAAUAAAAGUGCAAAAUAUGGGUUACAAAUAAAAUAAACCUAAAGAACAGUCUUGGUUGUAUUCUGUGUGGUCCAAGUCAACCACAGUUUUACAGUAACAUAUUAGUAACACGAGUUUCAAUAAGAAACAGCAAAUUUAAGGCAAGUAUGAUUACAAGAAAUUCACAUAGCUUUCAGUUCUGAGGCCUGUGUUUUUAUAGACAUGUUUAUGCCAAAUUACAAUGUCUUCAUGUGCAUGUCAUUGAAUGAAUUAAAAAUAAAAUGUACGAUAAGUAACGCUAUGUAACUUGUUCGUUAAUUGUUAUGAACACCAGUAUGUCCCAGUGGUUCUCAAACUGAUACACACACCACUUUAGGUACAUGACACAGGAAAUUAAAAACCUGUAUAUUCAUUCCGUGUUUUAAAUACAAUGUCAAAUGUUUAAUACACGAUCGAUAAAUACGGAGUACAUCUCAUAUAGCCUAUGUGCAAUUUUAAUACAGUUUAUCGUUGGCGAUGUAACGUUAAUUCAGGCUCGUGACAGGCAACUCAAACACAGGGCGGAAGCAGACAGACGCUUGUGCGUCUCUCGGGCUGUGUCCGAAAUAACCCCCUAUACCCUAAAUAUAGUGCACUAUUUUAAGGGACAUCCAUUUUUAGUGGUGUCUGAAUUCAUAGUGGACAUUAUUGAGUGCACUCACUCAUUCAAUCCCAUGAUGCAACAUAAUAACGAGUCUACAGCCGAUGUACACUCACGGCUAGCUGCUAGCCAUCUAUCGUGAUGCUCGCGCUGAAUGAAUUUCCGCAUCUCGGCAGAAGAUGGCGCCCGCAGUAGGGAUGGGACACACACUAUUGCUUCGAAACAGUGUUCCGGAGCAUUGCUUGAAUUGAGUCCGUCACGUGACCUGAGGAAACGAAGCUUCGUUACCCACUGACACGUCA